Molecule: messenger RNA, 3267 nt
Organism: Setaria italica (foxtail millet)
Lineage: Eukaryota; Viridiplantae; Streptophyta; Magnoliopsida; Poales; Poaceae
Product: L-arabinokinase
Exons: 28
Coding region: 58-3006 (982 amino acids)
Molecular function (GO): ATP binding
Source: RefSeq, a predicted model, not a curated record
GUCUCGUCUCAUUUGGAUCCCAAGCCAAGCUCCCCCCAUUUCGUCCUCGCGUCGGCCAUGGCAUCCGCCGGUGGCGCCGACCGCUCCCCGCCGCCGCGUCGCCUGGUCUUCGCCUUCUACCUCACGGGCCACGGCUUCGGCCACGCCACCCGCGCCAUCGAGGUGGUGCGGCACCUGGUCGAUGCGGGGCACGAGGUGCACGUGGCGACGGCCGUGCCGGAGUUCGUCUUCACCGCCGAGGUGCGGUCCCCGCGCCUCCGCAUCCGCAGGGUCCUACUCGACUGCGGCGCCGUCCAGGCCGAUCCGCUCACCGUCGACCCCCUCGCCACGCUAGAGAAGUAUCGUGAGGCGGCCGUGGUGCCCCGCGAGUCGAUCGUGAGGGCCGAGUCCGAGUGGCUGAGCUCCAUCAAGGCAGACCUAGUGGUAUCGGAUGUUGUUCCUGUGGUGUGCAGGAUGGCUGCAGAUAUGGGCGUCCGCUCUGUAUGCAUUGGGAAUUUUAGCUGGGACUUCAUAUAUUCUGAAUAUAUCAUGGAUGCUGGAUAUCAUCACCGAUCUAUUGUUUGGCAGAUAGCAGAAGAUUAUUCCUAUUGUGACAUCUUACUUCGAUUACCUGGAUAUGGCCCAAUGCCGGCUUUCCGCAAUGUCAUUGAUGUGCCUCUCAUUGUAAGAGGAUUGCGCAAAUCUAGAUCUGAGGUGAGGAAGGAACUUGGACUUGAGGAGAAUGCUAAGGUGCUCGUUUUUAAUUUUGGGGGGCAGCCAGCAGGAUGGAAACUGAAGCAAGAAUGGCUCCCUGAUGGUUGGAUCUGUUUGGUUUGUGGUGCUUCUGAUUCUCAAGAGGUUCCACCGAACUUCAUUAAGCUUGCGAAAGAUGCUUACACACCUGAUGUUAUAGCGGCAUCUGACUGCAUGCUUGGAAAAAUUGGAUAUGGAGCUGCAAGUGAGGUUUUAGCUUAUAAGCUACCACUUGUGUUUGUUCACAGAGAUUACUUUAACGAAGAACCAUUUUUGCGAAAUUUACUUGAGCACUACCAAAACAGCAUUGAGAUGAUCAGAAGUGAUUUUCUUGCUGGACACUGGAAACCUUACUUACUUCAUGCUCUCACACUUCAACCAUGCUACAAUGGCCCAAUAAACGGCGGCGAGGUGGUUGCCCAGAUCCUCCAGGACACUGCUAUUGGAAAGGAAUGUAUUUCUGAUAAAUUUAAUGGUGCAAGAAGACUGCAAGAUGCCAUAGUGUCAGGGUAUAAACUUCAAAGGGCUACUGGGAGAGAUGUAAGCAUUCCUGACUGGUACUCUCUGUCGGAGACAGAAACAAGUGCUGGUCUGACCUCAAAAAAUGUUGCAACAAAGGAAACUGCAGCAUUCAGAUGUUUUGAAGACUUUGAGAUACUCCAUGGGGACCUGCAAGGAUUAACAGAUACAAUGGAAUUUUUGAAGAGCUUAUCUGAACUUGAUGGAAAUAAUUUGGAGAGCCCUGAGAAGCAACAGCAAGAGAGAACUGCUGCAUCUGUUCUCUUUGACUGGCAGAAGGAAAUAUAUAUAGCAAGGGCACCUGGACGUUUAGAUGUCAUGGGUGGCAUUGCUGAUUAUUCAGGAAGUCUUGUUUUGCAGAUGCCCCUUCGGGAAGCUUGCCAUGUUGCUGUUCAGAGAAACCACCCCAGUAACCAGAAGCUUUGGAAACACACACAAGCAAGACAGCUCGAGAAUGCAGGCCUGGCACCAGUGAUACAAAUUGUAUCAUUUGGUUCUGAGUUGAGUAACCGUGCACCGACUUUCGAUAUGGACCUGUCAGAUUUUUUGGAUGGUGAAAAACCAAUAUCCUAUGAGAAAGCCAGAGAGUUUUUCUGUCAGAAUCCAUCCCAAAAAUGGGCUGCCUACGUUGCUGGAACAAUUCUAGUUUUGAUGACUGAGCUUGGUGUCCAGUUCACUGACAGCAUGAGCAUUCUGGUUUCAUCCGCUGUACCAGAAGGCAAAGGUGUUUCUUCUUCUGCAUCAGUGGAGGUUGCUACAAUGUCUGCUAUUGCCGCUGCCUAUGGUUUAAACAUCACCCCAAGGGAUCUUGCAAUGCUUUGUCAGAAGGUUGAGAAUCAUGUUGUUGGAGCUCCUUGUGGGGUAAUGGAUCAAAUGGCAUCCGCGUGUGGAGAAGCUAACAAACUCCUUGCCAUGGUUUGCCAGCCUGCAGAAGUGAAGGAAUUGGUUAGCAUACCAACUCAUCUGCGAUUCUGGGGUCUAGAUUCAGGGAUACGGCAUAGUGUUGGAGGGGGAGAUUAUGGAUCUGUAAGGGUAGGCACUUACAUGGGACGAAAGAUGAUCAAGUGUGCAGCAUCAGAUUUAGUUUCAGAAUCCUCAACUUCAGAGGCCCCUGUUCAGUCUGAUUGUUAUAAAGAAAAUGGUACGGGUCUACUGAAAUCUGAAGCUGCAAUGGAGUAUUUGUGCAACCUACCACCUCACAGAUUUGAAGCUGCUUAUGCAAAAGAUAUUCCAGAGGUGAUCAGUGGAGAUGCAUUUUUAGAGAAAUAUGGAGAUCACAGUGACACAGUGACAGUUAUUGAUCCUAAAAGAUCUUAUAGUGUGAAGGCUCCUACUAGACAUCCUAUAUAUGAAAAUUUCCGUGUUGAGACCUUCAAAACAUUGUUAGCAGCAGGCAAUACGGAUGAGCAAUUGUCAGCCCUAGGAGAACUCAUGUACCAGUGCCACAACAGCUACAGCGCGUGUGGCCUUGGUUCUGAUGGGACUGACAGACUAGUUGAUCUGGUACAAGAAAUGCAACACAGGACGACAUCAGAAGGUGGAAGCCCUAGUCUAUUUGGCGCAAAGAUCACCGGUGGAGGCUCCGGUGGCACAGUUUGUGUUAUCGGGAAGAACUGCGCAAGGAGCAGCGAAGAGAUCGUAGAGAUUCAGCAGAGGUACAAGGCUGCCACCGGGUACCUGCCCGUCCUUUUCGACGGGUCGUCUCCAGGAGCUGCGAAGUUCGGCUACCUGAAAAUCCGGCGCCGUCGUUCCUAGUUUCUGAUUGACAAACGAAGGAUUUGUUGUUGCGUUAUAGAUGACGUAUAUGGCUCAAUUGUUAAGAACCUCAGUGUAGUUGUGGGCUUGUUGCAUUCAUCGACUACAAAUUUUUUUUUAUCUCGGGAUACAUUUGUCAAUUGCCCUGCCAAUUCAGUAAGAGGGGACAAAAUCUCAGUUACAGAUUGCCACAAUGGAAAGAUGCUAGAGAAAAUAAAAAGAGUUAUACUCUCAUCAAUCGGUUGAGAUCUUGCUCAUCAA